GGAAGACGCUAUGCCCGAUGCAGUAAAUCCCAGGGAAGACGAUGAAGUCCCCGGAGAAGAAAAGCAAACCCCAGAAGCAGCUAAAGAAAACGGAGAAGAGAGAGCUAAUGGCGGCAGUGGAUUCAUUAAUCAUCUCCUAUCCAACUUCGUUAACGGUGAUGGAGAAAACCGAACCGAACAAGCCGAGAAGGAGACGAUCAGUGCAGGUGCAGAGGGAAAACAUGACAAAAAGAGCGGCGGGCUUUUCGAUCAUAUCAUAUCCAAUCUGGUCAGUCCUUUAAGUCCGAGAAGUGGAAACAUCAGUACCCAAGUAAAAGCUGAAGCUUUUGAUGAUACAACCGCAAGUGAAAAUGAACCAGGUUUGAGAUCAGAGGAAGAAGGUGGUGGCGGCGGCGGAGGGUUUAUCAACAACCUUAUGUACAACCUGUUUCACCCCUCCGAGGGCGAAGUGGGAGAGGGAAGCAAUAAGAAACAAAAGGUGGAAGAAUGUGGUGAAGAUGAAAGCAAAGCAGAGAAAACAGAGGGUGGAGGUAUUAUUGAUAACAUUGUUUCACGGUUGCCUACAUCUCUUCCAGAGAGUGCAGCUCCCAGCAGUGAUGAAGCUACUAUUCUGAUUCACAUCGUUCAAGAUUAACAAGUGUUGGUGAUUGAGGAUUUAUUCCUUUUUUUUUUUGGAAGAAUCUGAUUGUAACAUCUUCAACCACUUUGAUUCCUAUUGGCUCCUACUUUGAUUUUCUUUGUUUUGUGUAAUU
This is a messenger RNA of Hibiscus syriacus, 752 nucleotides long. RefSeq lists its product as uncharacterized. The coding region runs from base 11 to 634 and encodes 207 amino acids. The transcript has 2 exons. The record is from RefSeq and is a predicted model, not a curated record. Lineage: Eukaryota; Viridiplantae; Streptophyta; Magnoliopsida; Malvales; Malvaceae.